CGGCUGCGCAAAGGAACCGCCUCCAAGUUUGUUGUUGUCGCUCGCGUCCCCGUCACUGGUGGCCGGGGCUGGACCGGUCGCGGCGCCACCAUGGCGGUGCGACAGGCGCUGGGCCGCGGCCUGCACCUUGGUCGAGCGCUGCUGCUGCGCUUCACGGCCAAGCCCGGCGCGGCCUACGGCUGGGCUGCUCGGCGCAGAGGCGCGUGGACUCGGGCUCCGGCUCCCCGACCGCUACCACUUCUUCCGCCAGUCGGUGGCCGGGCUGGCGGCCCGACUCCAGCGGCAGUUCGUGGCGCGAGCCCGGGGCGGCGCGGGCCCCUGCGGCCGAGCGGUCUUUCUGGCUUUCGGGCUGGGGCUGGGCCUCAUCGAGGAGAAGCAGGCGGAGAGCAGGCGGGCGGCCUCGGCGUGCCGCGACAUCCAGGCAAUCUUUACCCAGAAAAACAAGCCAGUUCCUGACCCACUGGAUACACGACGCUGGCAGGGCUUCCGGCUGGAGGACUAUCUGAUAGGACAGUCCCUUGGCAAGGGCUGCAGUGCUGCCGUAUAUGAAGCCACCAUACCUGAACUGCCCCAGCACCUAGAGAAGUCAAAGAGCACCAGGCUGCUGCCAGGAAGAGGCCCAGACGUCAUCCCACAAGGAGAGCGGGAGCAGUCUCCAGGAGCGUCUGCCUUCCCUCUCGCCAUCAAGAUGAUGUGGAACAUCUCGGCGGGCUCUUCGAGCGAAGCCAUCUUCAGCAAGAUGAGCCAGGAGCUGGUCCCAGCCAGCCGAGUGGCAUUGGCUGGGGAGUAUGGAGCAGUUGUGCACAAAAAAUCCAAGGGCGCUCCCAAGCAGCUUGCCCCUCACCCGAACAUCAUCCGAGUUUUCCGCGCCUUCACCUCAUCCGUGCCACUGCUGCCGGGCGCCCUCACUGACUACCCAGAUGUGCUGCCCCCUCGUCUGCACCCAGAAGGCCUAGGCCAUGGACGCACGCUGUUCCUCGUCAUGAAGAACUACCCCUGCACCCUGCGCCAGUAUCUUCGCGUGAGCACUCCAAGCCCCCGCCUGGCCACGGUGAUGACCCUGCAGCUGUUGGAAGGCGUGGACCAUCUAGUUCAGCAGGGCAUUGCACACAGAGACCUCAAGUCUGACAACAUCCUUGUGGAGCUGGACUCAGGUGGCUGCCCCUGGCUGGUGAUCUCUGACUUUGGCUGCUGCCUGGCUGAUGAGAGCAUCGGCCUGCAGCUGCCUUUCCCCAGCUGGUACGUGGAUCGGGGCGGCAACGGCAGCCUGAUGGCUCCUGAGGUGGCCACAGCCUGUCCUGGCCCCAGGGCCGUGAUUGACUACAGCAAGGCCGACGCCUGGGCGGUAGGAACGAUCGCCUACGAAAUCUUUGGGCUCACCAAUCCCUUUUAUGGCCAGGGUGGUGCCCACCUGGAAAGCCGCAGUUACCAAGAAGCUCAGCUGCCCGCACUGCCCGAGUCUGUGCCUCUUGAUGUGAGACAGCUCGUGAGGUCACUGCUCCAGCGGGAGGCCAGCAAGAGACCGUCUGCCCGCGUGGCUGCAAAUGUGCUUCAUUUAAGCCUCUGGGGCGAAGACAUUCUAGCCCUGAAGCAUCUGAAAUUAGACAAGAUGACCGGCUGGCUCCUCCAGCAGUCAGCUGCCACACUGCUGGCUGAGAGGCUGACAGACAAGAGCUAUGUGGAAACGAAGCUGAAGACAUUGUUUCUGGCUAACCUGGAGUGCGAGGCACUCUGCCAGGCGGCCCUCCUCCUCUGUUCGUGGCGGGCAGCUCCGUGAUGACUGCCCACCUGGUGCAUUACUAAACAGCUUGGCAAUAUCUGUGUGCUGAUGAUGUGUGAGUGCCAAGGGAGGAGGCCUAGCUGGGAGGGUGCAAGUCAGGAAAGGCUAGUGUGCGGGGCUGGUCAGCCAGAGGAGGGCUCACGUAUGGCAAACAGGAGGAAUUGAGUCAAAGUUAGGUCUGCAGUCGGUGUCUCCAGCUGCAUCCCAUAACCUGUGUGGGCUUAAGCUGUCCUGCACAAAGGAAAAAUCAAGAUGUAAAAUCAAGAUGUGGUCUAAGCAAGGAAGAUCCUGGAGAUCCUGGCAGAUCCUGGAGAGGGCCAGAUAGCACGUUAAGUUGUUAGAACUACUUGACUCUGUCACCGAAGCACAAAAGCAGCCUAACUAUGUAAACAAAUGAGCUUGGGUAAAUUUCAGCAAAGCUUCAUUUAUGGACACUCAAAUUUGAUUUUCAUGUGUUUCCAAAUUAAUUUUUUUCCACCAUGAAGCAUAAAAACCACUUUUACCUUGCACUGGGUGGACAGAUUGGCCACCAGCCAGUUUCCAUCCCCUGGUCUAGACAAGUUCACAAGACCUAACUCUAGAAAAAAUAAUGCUGACUGAUCACUAGGUGAGUGCUAAAGAUAACACGAGAGUUCUUUGCAUACAGAUGCAAAGGAGCACAUUCUCUGCACCAGGGGAGAAGUUACACUGGGUACCAUUGCCGACUCUCAGAAAGCUCCACCUUAAAACCCGGGACCUGUCCUCACAGAGCUCCCAAAGUGAGCGGCCAGCUGAUGUGUUAGAAGACCUGUGCCUGCCUCAAGAGAGUCUCUAGGCCAAGGCAGUGGCUGUGGGUGGUGGAGUUUAUAACAUUUGCCUGUAGCACCGGGAAUGGGCUUUGGCUGGUCUGGAAGAGGUGGCCAUGGGGCCCAGUCAGCAUGUGCCUCCUGGGCUGCGCAAACCUUUGUGCAGGUCAGCAUAUUCAGGCAUCAGCAAGAAAAACUCUCGUCGUGAGGCCUGGGCAGUAGCAAACCUGCACAUUGACGGGUGCAUCCAAGGAAGUGUCCCCAUGUGGCUGCCAAGUUAACCUGGCUCAGUCAGAAUGGUGCAGGGGAACUAACAGUGUGGCAUUUUAAACUUGCUGACUUACCUUUGGACUAACAUUUCUUACAAGAAUUGUGAGACGUUAAGGCAAGUUUGCAAUACAGAAUACAUUAUGUGUUGAACUAAA
Chinchilla lanigera (long-tailed chinchilla) is the source of this 2990-nucleotide messenger RNA. RefSeq names its product PTEN induced putative kinase 1 (gene Pink1). Gene Ontology annotation, cellular component: mitochondrion. Lineage: Eukaryota; Metazoa; Chordata; Mammalia; Rodentia; Chinchillidae. Gene Ontology annotation, molecular function: protein serine/threonine kinase activity; ATP binding. The record is from RefSeq and is a predicted model, not a curated record. Gene Ontology annotation, biological process: positive regulation of mitochondrial fission; regulation of apoptotic process; protein phosphorylation.